Messenger RNA from Pseudozyma hubeiensis SY62, 1248 nucleotides. RefSeq names its product oxidoreductase. Gene Ontology annotation, molecular function: dioxygenase activity. The record is from RefSeq and is a predicted model, not a curated record. The coding region runs from base 1 to 1248 and encodes 415 amino acids. Lineage: Eukaryota; Fungi; Basidiomycota; Ustilaginomycetes; Ustilaginales; Ustilaginaceae. The transcript has a single exon.
AUGAGUUCCUCUGGUCGAUUGGAGGGGGUUAUCUGGUGCCGGCUUUUCCGCCGCGCAAAUCAGCGAGCCGUACUGCUGCGUAUCCACGCGCAAAUUAAGACUCAAGGGUCCUUGCGUCACGCGCUACCCGCUCGUCGCUCCAAGUUCCGACCGACACCUCGUAAGGCUCCUCUUUACGAUCCAGAGCAGGCAACGGCAGACAUGGACGCAACCCCACCAGUUCCAAUCAUCUCGCUCGGAGGCGAGGGCGACGAGUCGCCUCUGGGUCCAAAGAUCUUGGACGCGGUGGUCCAGACAGGGUUUUUCUACCUAGCCGACCACGGCAUCACCCCCCAAGAGAUCGAUCUGCUCUUCAGCCAGAGUGCAGAGUUCUUCCUCCACGAACCUGAAGCGGAGCGUGUCAGAUGUCAAGAUCGCAACAACAACACUGGCUACACGGCGAUGCAACAGGAGCAGCUAGAUCCGACCAGCAGAGCGGGAGGUGAUCUCAAGGAGUCGUUUUACCUCGCCGGUCUAUCUCGAGCUGAAGGCGGUUCUUCUUCAGUCGAUCCGCAAUAUCGGCCACCUUCGCAAAUGCUGCCACCAACGCUGGCGCAGCACCGAGAGGCGAUUUCAACGUUUAUCGAAAAGUGCAAAGGCAUCUGCGAUGCGGUGCUAGCAGGCUUCGCCGAAGCAAUCGAUCUACCCUCCAACUUCUUUACCGACUCCCAUCACGGCCAACACGAUCGAUUACGUCUCAUCCACUACCCUCCGACUCCCAUCGUCGACCCCGACGCCGAAUCGACGCUCGCAACGAGCAUCCGUGCCGGCUCUCACUCCGACUACGGGUCGUGCACCCUGCUCUUCCAAAAGGAUGUCGGUGGAUUGCAAGUGGAGACCAAACCGCAGCAAUGGGUCGAUAUUCCUCCGCAAAAGGGAUGCAUCGUGGUCAACGUCGGUGACGCGAUGGAGUUCUGGAGCGCAGGGCUCUUCCGCUCGACACAGCAUCGCGUGGUGCUCCCGCGCAGCGCGUCAGAGAGCGGAUCCCGUUUCUCGGUGGCAUACUUUUGUCAGCCGGACGAAGACGCUCGUCUGGUGCCGCUAGACAUAUCGGACAAUAUCAGGGAAAAGUGUCGAGGCGACUUGAUGGCGAGGGACGAGUUCCAGAGGAGGUGUGCUGCCAAAGGUGUUUCCAACGCCGCCGAGUUGACAGGUGGUCAGCACUUGCGUGCUCGUCUGACCGCCAGCUAUCGACCCACCCGAUCGUGA